AUGACUGCAUUCCGUAUUUUGCGAAACUAUAGCCCAGGCAGCUAAAUGCUCCGCCACAGGAAUCAUUAGCAGAGAUUACGCGCUACAGCAAUUACCACGGAUAAAUAAAUGGUAUUGUCACUUGGUAUAAAACAAUGGUAUAGUUACAGGAAAAAACUUAUUAUACAAUCCGUCUAACAGUAAUACAGUUUACAUAAGAGAUUACUAAUCAUAUACUAAAAGAUGGAUUCCACCGAAGUCACACAGUUAGAAUCCUGUAUGGCAUUUGUUGAUAUAAGGGACCACACCUUUGUCGAAUGGGAAAAACCAGAUCAUUAUGGUAAAACACAUUACCGAAUAUAAUUGCCUAUAAUUACAUAUGAAAAAAGGAAACUUCAUAAGUUGUGUUGUGUAGUACCCUAACACAGUAUCCCAUCCGCCUCAGGUGAAUAUCAUAAUGAUCAUAGGGCAUUAUUUUGCCUGUUGAAUCACUACAAUAAUGACUAGCGCCUCCGAUGGGCUAUCAAUAAAGGGCACACCUCUUUCAGGACGGCCUUGGAAGAAGGAGUCUCGUCCUCGUCGUGCGUUGUCAAAGAGCGGUGGCGGCAAUACAGCAGAGGAACGCAGUCGACAGAAAUGGGAGGAGGCUCAGGCUUUAAAGAACGAAAUGAAGGAAAUUUCUGCAGAGGCCAAAGAGGUGAUAAAGCGCGCUAAAGAGCGCCAAAUUGAAAGAAAUCGCAAGAUAAAAGCCCGCCGUGCUAAAAAGGAAGCGAACGAAAUAAAAUCUGCUGGUAACGAUGUUGUAUUGGUUAAUAACAAGAAGGUAGCCAAGAUGAGCAAGAAGGCUCGGCGCAAGUUGACUAAGGUUACACCGGAAAUGGCCAGCAUUCUAAUGCGCAAACAUUAAUUCACUUAAUAUAUAUCCUAUCGUCG
Messenger RNA from Babesia bovis T2Bo, 912 nucleotides. RefSeq lists its product as uncharacterized. The record is from RefSeq and is a predicted model, not a curated record. Lineage: Eukaryota; Apicomplexa; Aconoidasida; Piroplasmida; Babesiidae. The coding region runs from base 479 to 886 and encodes 135 amino acids. The transcript has 3 exons.